Molecule: messenger RNA, 1517 nt
Organism: Histoplasma capsulatum G186AR
Lineage: Eukaryota; Fungi; Ascomycota; Eurotiomycetes; Onygenales; Ajellomycetaceae
Product: Mvp17/PMP22 family protein
Exons: 6
Coding region: 224-1015 (263 amino acids)
Cellular component (GO): cytoplasm; membrane
Source: RefSeq, a predicted model, not a curated record
CAUCCUUCUCUCUGCAGUGUUCGUUGCCAGUUUACUGCGACCGCCGACCAGCAACCAGCAUUGCAGCCUCCACUUUUUCCCACCCGCCCGAACCUUUGCGUCAUCUACAAAAGCAUAAAUAUCCCACCCAGUGUCAUCCUUGGAUGGGCUCGAAAACCUGCCAGCCUUUUCUUCUUCGUAAAAUAGGAAGUUCCAUUUCUGUUAUUUCCUUUCCCCAUCCGCCAUGAUCGAUAAAGUUAGACGGAACGUGCUUGAUGGCUUGAACAGUCGAUAUAUAUAUGGCCGCUGGCCGCUCUUGCAUACUCUUGUCUUCCUGAUUGAGAUGGCAGUCACGAUGAGACUCGCGGCGAAGUUCAACUCCUACUAUGCGGAGAAGCCGGUUUUGACCACGAUGGUCACCAAUGCUGUCCUAGGUGGCAUCGCAGAUACAGUAGCUCAAUCCAUAACUGCCGUACGGACACGCAUGGCAACCCACCGACGCUCCCGCAGCAAUGCCAACGACCCCAAUAACGACCUGGUCUCCAUCGAAAUACACAGCUUAAAUAAGGAAAAGCCGCCCGCGGUCGGCGAGCUGGGAUCCUACAACACCAGACACCUCGCAACACCCUUUGACUUCGAGCGGCUGACGCGGUUCAUGGCGUAUGGCUUCUUCAUGGCUCCCAUCCAGUUCCAGUGGUUUGGGUUCCUGGCGCGCUCCUUCCCCAUUACCACGACGCACGCCACGGUGCCGGCGUUGAAGCGGGUGGCGAUGGAUCAGCUGAUUUUUGCACCGAUUGGCCUCCUAUGCUUCUUCACAUUCAUGACGGUGGCAGAGGGCGGGGGAAGACGAGCGAUCGUACGCAAAAUGCAAGAUGUGUAUACUCCAACUUUGAAGGCGAACUUCAUGCUCUGGCCGGCGGUGCAAAUACUCAAUUUCCGCGUGAUUCCUAUCCAAUUUCAAAUUCCAUUCGUAUCCACCGUCGGGAUUGCGUGGACAGCAUACCUAUCUCUAGCCAACUCCGCCGAGGAAGAAUAGAGAGAGACAGAAAAAGCCGGUCUGGUGCUAGACGGAAAGAUGAAGGUGGAGCACGAUUUUCAUUUAGCUUGCCGUUAACCUGCAUUUAACCGACAACAAGUCUUUGACUUUUUUUUUUGAGCACGAUCGCCAUUAACAUUACCGGUUAUUUACUUUCGUGGGACGCUUAGCUGGUCUGAGAUUUUCUGCCCAGCGUUCUCUCGGGCCACCUCUUUGUUUUGGGUUUGGUCGACAUGGACGGCCAGUCAAAUUGACUGGUGAUUCGACUUUAAAUUCUGGAGUUCCUGGCUGGGAUUGUGGAAACCAUUGAUCUUAUACAUUGUGAGACGAUUGUUCCGUAUUACUGCUUUCCGGAGUUGAGGUUUUUGUUCCAGUGGGGUUUCAGUCCUUUUUACCGGAGUCCUUCAGGCGUUACGAGGUAGAUUUGAGCAUGUCAAUUGGAGCAGUUACGCAUUUUUUGGAAAAAGACGAAAAAGAAUUCUGACCAUCUAACUACUCCUAA